AAUAUCGUCCGACUCACAAAAAUGAUCUGUAUUUCGCCAAACUUCGUUGUUGUUCAGUUUCGUGUGGGCAAAGCGUCUGGGUACUUGGGAAGGAAAUAGCUGAGAGAGAAAAAACACAGAUCAGAAAGCUAGAGCGAGCGAUAGAGAUGGAUCCUAAGCUCACAGUGGUUUCUCAGUCAUUUGAGCGGUUUAAGGCUGCUUUAAUGCGUAAAGAUUUCGAUACCUGCACCCAGCUUCUCUCCCAACUCAAGGUUAUGCUAACUGAAUUUAAGAGCCUCCCUCCCAUUUUUGGAGAAACACCAAAUGCAGUCCAUGAGUUGACAAUUGCGAGGGAUAUAUAUGAGCAUGCAGUUAUUUUAGCUGUGAAGAUGGAGGAUCAAGAUGCCUUUGAGAGAGAUUUCUUUCAGCUUAAGCCUUAUUACACAGAUGCAAGGCAUCUUCCGCUGUCCCCCCAAGAAUACCCCAUUUUAGGACUCAACCUUCUGAGACUACUUGUUCAGAACAGGAUUGCAGAAUUCCACACUGAAUUGGAGCUGCUUUCUCCUAAUGCCUUGGAGGAUCCUUGCAUAAAACAUGCUGUUGAGCUAGAACAGUCUUUCAUGGAAGGAGCUUACAACCGUGUGUUGAAUGCUAGGCACGCAGUGCCUCAUGAAACCUAUGCUUAUUUCAUGGAUCUUCUGGCCAAGACUGUCAGGGAUGAGAUAGCAGGAUGCAGUGAAAAGGCUUACGACACUCUUUCAGUAGGUGAUGCCCGGCAAAUGCUGCUCUUUUCCUCAGACCAAGAACUCUUUGAAUAUGUUCGUGAGGAGCACCCCGAGUGGGAGAUAAAGGACGGGCUCGUCAUUUUCCAAAAAGUAAAAGAUGCAGCACCUUGCAAGGAGAUACCAUCUUUGCAGCUUAUCAACCAAACACUCAGUUAUGCAAGGGAGUUGGAGCGAAUUAUCUGAGGGGGGUAGUGUUUCUAUUGCUUUAAAUUUCUUAUUCCUUGUGACAAUCGGCUCUUAGACCAUUACUGCAUCUAAUUUUUCCUGUAAAAGUGCACAUUUGUUUACUCUUUUCCCUGUUUGAGUUGAAAUUUACUGUUUGGUCCAAUGCGAAUAGCUUAUUUGAUGGACUUGGUUUUGAAUUGAGUGGUUCCAAGGUAUUAGAAGAGUGAG
Molecule: messenger RNA, 1157 nt
Organism: Cuscuta europaea
Lineage: Eukaryota; Viridiplantae; Streptophyta; Magnoliopsida; Solanales; Convolvulaceae
Source: the annotation of a GenBank genome assembly